Molecule: messenger RNA, 1293 nt
Organism: Solanum stenotomum
Lineage: Eukaryota; Viridiplantae; Streptophyta; Magnoliopsida; Solanales; Solanaceae
Product: putative disease resistance protein RGA3
Exons: 2
Coding region: 1-1293 (430 amino acids)
Biological process (GO): defense response to other organism
Molecular function (GO): ADP binding; protein binding
Source: RefSeq, a predicted model, not a curated record
AUGUUGAGAAGAUUAGCUAGAGAUCAUUGUUGGUCCAUUUUUAAACAAAGAGCGUUUGUUGAUGGAGAAGUUCCAGAAGAAAUACUGAGUGUGGAGAACAAGAUUGUUGAAAUGUGUCAUGGUCUACCAUUGGCUGCAAGUGUGUUGGGAGGCCUCAUAUGCAACAAGGAUAAACAUGAAUGGCAGGCAAUUCUUGAUAGCAACCCCCUUGUUGCAGUUGAAGAUGAUAACGGGGAAAAUAGCAUAAAGAAAAUCCUAAAACUCAGCUAUGAUUAUCUACCAUCUCCACAGCUGAAGAAAUGUUUUAGUAACUUUGCGAUGUUACCAAAAGAUUUUGAGUUUGAGAAGGACCAACUAAUCCAACUCUGGAUGGCAGAAGGGUUUCUUCGUCCUUGUCAAGAGACCCCUGUGAUGGAAGACGUCGGGAACAAGUUUUUUCAACUCUUAUUGCAAUAUUCCUUGCUGCUAAAUGUUGAGCUAGAUGUGCACAACAAUACAAUAUGUAAGAUGCAUGAUCUUGUGCAUGAUUUGGCUGGAGAUAUUUUAAAGUCUAAGUUAUUUGAUCAAAAGAGUGUUGGAGCAGAAAAUCUUUCUCAAGUUCGAUACUUUGGAUGGGACUCACCAAGUGAUCAAAUAGAUAAGAUAAAUGAGCCAGGACGUUUGUGCACAUUGUUCUGGAAAAGCAACAUAUCUGAUGAUAUGCUAUUGAGCUUUCAGUUCUUCAGAGUUUUACAUUUGUCCGGAUCAGGCAUCGAGGGGUUGUUAGCCAAAAUCAGCAAGCUAAUAUACUUGAGAUAUCUUGAUCUCUCCAACACUGAGAUCGAAGACUUACCCAACUCCAUUUGCAAGCUCUACAAUUUGCAAACUUUUAGAGUCAAUAACUGCUUUUCACUCAGGAAGCUUCCAGAAGAAAUGGAAAAUAUGAUAAGUUUGGAGAAAGGUCGUCGAAUAGAAGAAUUAGGUCAUUUGGAAAACCUUAGAGGUGAAUUGACUAUCAAAGGUCUCCAAUUAGUCAGAAAUACAGAUGAGGCUCGAACAACAUAUUUACAUGAGAAACCAAAUAUCUACCAGCUGGUGUAUUUAUGGUCCCAUGAUGAAUCAGAAAGCUGUGAUAUCAAUGAUGAGUGUGUGUUGGAUGGUCUUCAACCGCAUCCUAACUUGAAAAACUUAGAAAUGGAGAACUAUUUGGGGAUUAGUUUUCCUUCAUGGUUCAGUGAAGAAUUGCUACCAAAUUUGGUCGAGUUGAAAUUUAGUUGUUGCAAAAGGUGCAAAGNUGUAUUUAUGGUCCCAUGA